Sporothrix schenckii 1099-18 is the source of this 2064-nucleotide messenger RNA. RefSeq lists its product as uncharacterized. The record is from RefSeq and is a predicted model, not a curated record. Bases 1 to 2064 code for a protein of 687 amino acids. Lineage: Eukaryota; Fungi; Ascomycota; Sordariomycetes; Ophiostomatales; Ophiostomataceae. The transcript has 4 exons.
AUGGAUGGCCGACGCCUCCAACACCAUCUGGCCCUUGAUGGCCCACGACUGGAAGGCGAGCAGCGGGAAGCGGCCGAGAGCCAGUCCCUUUUUGACGGGUUGGGAUGCGAUUCCGUUGCUGAUGCAAGUCUGUUCUUUGACAGUGGCGUAUUCGGCGCAGACUCGGACUUGGGCUUUGACGAGCAGGACUCGCUGUUUGGCGGCGACGCCGAUAUGGAGGGUCUGUUUGGCGAACUCGACGACGAAAACGCUCGGCAUCCGGGCUGCGCAUCCCCUCUCCCCUUCCCGCUCGCUCUGCCCCAUCCACCGCUCCCGCUUCCGCUGGAGCGCUCUUGUGACGUUAGUACUCUCCUUUCAGAGCAUCAAAACCAGCACCAACACAAAGAAGCAAAACAAGAAGGACAAACAACACAAGCACCUGGACCCGGACAGGAUGGGAUGGGAAAGGAGGUGGAGGAUAGUCUGUUGUUGCCUGAUACCGGUCUUGACGACCUCCCUGUUGUCGAUUUUGACUUCAACCUUGACUUUGAUGUCGACAUCGGGCUGGUGUUCGAGCUGGAGAUGGCCCGGCAGCUAGAAAAGGGUGAUGGUGAUGAAACAGGAGAAGCAGGAGAAGAGGCAGUCCCAUUCCCGUCCGGUGUCCAAGAGAGCCUUGUUGCAACCACCACAAGACCAGUUUCCCCCGCAUCAAAAACAUCUGAUGGCGGAUGGGUUUCGUCACAACAAGCACGUCCAGGCAUUGACAUUUCCACUCACGCAGUAGGACCAAUAGUAGGCACCCAAGACGAUCAAGAAGGCCGAGGGCUUGCCGCUACCGACAAAAAUGACGACGGCGACGACAACGAGGUCGUCUUUCUGUCCUCGAGACAAGUUCAAGGGUUUGUUCAUCCACUGCCAUUGCCGAUGUCGAUUCCGCACUACCUCGAACUCCGGCCGCGCUGUCCGCAAGGCCCGCCACCUGCGCGCAUCGACCUCGACAACUGGAACGUCGAGGAGCUGCUGCCAUACGUUCAGCUUCACUCGAAACUGACAAUCCGCGGCAUCCAAGACCGGCUCGGCCUCGAUAUAGACGCCGGCCGCUACAUUGUCGCAACGUGCCACGAGCACCUUGCCAACCCGGCGCAUACGGUUCACAUGAGCGGCUCGUCCGACCCGACAGCUCUGCGCAUCCUCAAGGUGACGUUGAUCCUCAGCUCGUUGGCGCUACUCAAAGACGACGGACAUGGCCACUUUGGCGUGGGCCGGCGCUGGUUUGGGCGCGACUCACCCCUCGAGCCAAGAAGCAUGCACCUGUUGUACCGCAUAACACGCAAUAAGAGGUCACGAGACCGGUACCGCAGGCUCAACCCAACGUCCCCCGCUUCUACACCUGGGAAAGAGCGCUUGCCAAAGUCGCAACUGUCGGAAUCGUCAGCACUGGUGUCCCCAAAAUCUCCCGAAGAGUCCGAACUGAAAACGUUGAAAGUGCGUACGGAGAAAUUGACAAUGCCAAAGCCAAAACCGCGAAAACGGAAGCGGAAUACCCCACAGCCACGGGCUGAAUCGAAGCCUUCGGUGGAACCUCCGACCGUAAAUCCGCCACAUCCACACCCUACUAUCAACCUCGAAUACAGUUCACCAAGGGUUCUCCGUGAUGACUUGCUGUCUUCGAGCGCCAACAGGGACGCCCCGCUGAUCAGCAAGUCGAAGAAGGCCUCACCUUCACCCUCUGCAGCCCCAUCACCCGUCACGGCCACACCCACAAUCGAUCUCCGCCCUGAAACCCGACCACCGGCAAACGCCAACAUCCGCUACCAUAUCAACAUCGUCGACGCCCGGUCGCAGCAGCGCGUCAUCCCACAGAUCGUACUGCACCACGAAGACGCCAUCCGCAAUGCGGGCUACUCGUAUGUGAUGGACCUGUGUACUCAGUCAGGCAGGACCGUCGAUGCCGUGUCUAUCAUGACGCUGCUCGGCCUCGAACGCAUCACCAACGACGUAAACUGGGACCUCGUCGUGAGCCGGGUGCACGGUGAACUGCUCUUGGACGGCGAGGCGCGUGUUCUGGUGUGUUUGCAAAACUGA